AUGGCUUGCACACUCGCUGAUUCAUUACUCCUUUUCAAGGGCUCUUUUCAGAAACCAGUUCUCAGGAGAGACAUUGCUUCUCACUACUCCCCAGGCAUAUUUAGUAUAAACAGUGAUGGGCUUAUCGGGAAAGGGUUCAGGCGUCAAAGGAAUUUUGUCACUAGGAAUAAGGUUACUGUCAUACGUGCUGUGGCAGUUCCAGUACAACCAGCUCCUGUGGAAAGUGCGGAGUAUAGAAAACAACUAGCUGAAGACUACGGUUUCAGGCAAAUUGGACAGCCGCUUCCAGCUGAUGUUACUUUAAAGGAUGUCAUGAAUUCCCUUCCUAAGGAGGUCUUUGAGAUUGAUGAUGUGAAAGCAUGGAAAUCUGUUUUGAUAUCUGUCACUUCUUAUGCAAUGGGGCUAUUCAUGAUUUCCAAAGCUCCCUGGUAUCUUCUUCCUCUGGCUUGGGCAUGGACUGGGACUGCAAUAACUGGGUUCUUUGUUAUAGGACAUGAUUGUGCUCACAAAUCAUUUUCAUCCAACAAAUUGGUAGAAGACAUUGUUGGAACCCUGGCUUUUAUGCCAUUGAUUUAUCCAUAUGAACCAUGGCGAUUUAAGCAUGACAGACAUCAUGCAAAAACAAACAUGCUGUCUGAAGAUACUGCUUGGCAGCCUGUUCAGAAGGACGAGUUUGAAUCUUCACCACUUUUGAGGAAAGCAAUAAUAUAUGGAUAUGGUCCAUUUCGAUGUUGGAUGUCUAUAGCUCACUGGUUGAUGUGGCACUUUGAUUUGAAGAAGUUCAGACCAAGUGAAGUAAAUAGGGUGAAGAUAAGUUUAGCGUGUGUUUUUGCCUUCAUAGCAAUUGGAUGGCCAUUAAUUAUUUACAAGACUGGAAUACUGGGAUGGAUAAAAUUCUGGUUGAUGCCAUGGUUGGGAUAUCACUUCUGGAUGAGUACGUUUACCAUGGUACACCAUACUGCACCGCAUAUACCAUUCAAAAACUCAGAAGAGUGGAAUGCUGCACAAGCACAGCUUAAUGGAACUGUUCAUUGUGAUUACCCUAAAUGGAUCGAGAUUCUAUGUCAUGAUAUUAAUGUCCAUAUUCCACACCACAUAUCCCCGAGGAUACCAAGCUAUAAUUUAAGAGCAGCCCAUAAGUCCCUUGAAGAAAACUGGGGAAAGUAUCUAAAUGAGGCUAGUUGGAAUUGGAGAUUGAUGAAGACAAUCAUGACAGUGUGUCAUGUGUACGAUAAGGAGCAAAAUUAUGUUGCCUUCGACGAGCUUGCCCCUGAAGAAUCUCGUCCAAUUACAUUUUUGAAGGAAAGCAUGCCUGAUUAUGCUUAA
Molecule: messenger RNA, 1326 nt
Organism: Sphenostylis stenocarpa
Lineage: Eukaryota; Viridiplantae; Streptophyta; Magnoliopsida; Fabales; Fabaceae
Source: the annotation of a GenBank genome assembly